Exophiala spinifera is the source of this 1809-nucleotide messenger RNA. RefSeq lists its product as uncharacterized. Gene Ontology annotation, cellular component: nucleus. The transcript is spliced from 4 exons. Bases 1 to 1809 code for a protein of 602 amino acids. Lineage: Eukaryota; Fungi; Ascomycota; Eurotiomycetes; Chaetothyriales; Herpotrichiellaceae. Gene Ontology annotation, molecular function: transcription cis-regulatory region binding; DNA-binding transcription factor activity. Gene Ontology annotation, biological process: positive regulation of transcription by RNA polymerase II. The record is from RefSeq and is a predicted model, not a curated record.
AUGGGGAUGCCUGGUGGUGUGAGACCUAUUGUACUGGUGUCAGGGGAUGUGUCGGCAGUAAUCCCUAAGCCUGCUGCACAAUCGAUCUCGUCCCCAUUCAAAACAAGUCAAGCCGAGACCGUCGGGAUUCCCGUCUUAGGAUUGAUGGGGGUGGAAGAGGUCCACGGAGUCGGGCCUACAGGACUUUUCCGGCUUCACCAGCUAGAUUGUGCUUGGAAGACCCCAGAGCCAGCAGCACACCAAGCGCGGCAUGAAAAUGCUCCUCAGUCUGGCGUCGGGAACCGAGCGAGCGCCCUAUCAGCCACGCCUCUUGACAGUCUGGGCGCGGAUGCGACAAAUGCAUCAAUAAACUCCCCGACACAGCCUGAACCGGCUCCUGUCCCUGAUCGCAAUUCCCGUCUCGAAGACGUCUUUGAUUUUGCCAGCUUCUUAUGGAGUCGACCUACUUCGCCAUUCUUGUCUGAGCUUCAGAUCAAUCACCAAGCUCUGGACGCGGGGGGCACGGGGCAUUUAAGGACGGCAGUGUCUGGCUCGAUGAGGGAUCAAGCAGCUACCCAGUUGCCCUUCACAAAUGAUUCCCAAGUGUCCGAUGCAGCACAGCUCCGUGAGCACUUCGCACAUUCUGACGCUCCCCCUAUCAUUGCGCAAAUCGAAACCCGCUCUGGCUGGACGCUGAUGAGGGACCAUUUUCUGUCUAUGACUCGCUCGUCACUCAUGGUUCACUACGCGGUGUCAGCAUUUGCCUCUCUCCAAUUACGACGGGGCAGAGAACAAGGUGGAAGUUCUGUCAGCUAUUAUUACGAUCUGAGCGAGACCGAGAUCGCGGGCUCCGUGCUCGAGCAUGGCAAUAAAAUCGACAUCCUCGGUGCAAAUGUCAACCAUGUUCUUACUGCACUCUUCCUCUUAACCUACAUCGACUUGGUGACUAAUAAAACAGCUUGUGCUCAUACUCAGCUCCGAAGAGCUCACAGAAUCGUCUCAGAUCUAGACCCAGAAACCUUGGAGUGGCCAGAACGACGCCUCAUCUCCUGGUACCGUCUCCUUGACGCUCGUGCAGUUACUGCUGGUGGUGAAGGCCUGUUCCUCCGUGAUGGAAGUGACUCUCCUGAAUUUGGACGAAACACGCCACCUUCGAACGAAGACGCCGAAGCAGUAGUAGCUGACAUGCUUUCCAAACCCCUGCAGGAGUUUUUCCAAAAAACGCAGUUAUUUAUGGGUCGCAUUACCCAAAUCGAUCUAUGGCACCGGAGUCGUGGGACAGUCGAGGACGAGACCGAGGUCAUGACGAUCGCGGCACAGAUUCAGAAGGACAACCAUGCAUUAUACCGGCACCGACCCCCAAUACUAGAUUUGGCUGUCGCUGGUAGCCUUCAAGCGCCUUUGCUUGCCUCUAGCCUGGCCACUGAACUCACACGUAGCGCACGCGUGGCUCUUGCGAAUUAUCACGCGAGUUUCAUUCAUCUUCAUCGUGUGGCAUAUCGGCAUCUUCCGCGGACUACAGACGUGAUAAAUGCUAUGGUCAUGAUCAAGCAGACGAUUCGGCAUCUGGAGGCGGCGCAAACCUCCGCUGAAUCUCUCCCCGUGAACAUGCUGUGGCCAUUGUUAAUGUGGGGAGCGGAAGAAGAUUGCCCGGAGGAACGGACCUGUAUCUUGUCAUCGAUACGGAAGAUGUCGAACAAUAUUAGCAAUGCAAGCAUCACAGCAGACGUGCUACAAAGCGUCAUCGAAAGACAGGAUGCGUGCGGGCAGCGCGUGGACAUCCGCACGGUCAUGCAUGAGAUAUACAAUUCGUGUUUUGCUGUGGUCUAA